Messenger RNA from Annulohypoxylon maeteangense, 2217 nucleotides. RefSeq lists its product as uncharacterized. Lineage: Eukaryota; Fungi; Ascomycota; Sordariomycetes; Xylariales; Hypoxylaceae. The transcript has 2 exons. The coding region runs from base 1 to 2217 and encodes 738 amino acids. The record is from RefSeq and is a predicted model, not a curated record.
AUGUGUUCUGUUCAAUCUGCUAAGUUAAAGAAACCAGAGAAACCAGCUUGCGAGACCCGAUCAACACGAUUAACCCGAUCAACACAGCCAGUUGUGACUACUCGCUUUAGGGCACUUUCACUCUCCCCCUCACCUGACGAAUUUAUGGACGAUGAUUACUCGGAUAGUGCCAGCAUUCCUACUCCACACACCUCGACCGCUGCACGAAAGCGAAAGAACAAUCAUGAUGAUUACCCACAACGCCCCCAGAAGGUCCAACGUCGAACUCGAGCCCAAACCAGUAUCAAAGAAAGCCAGACAAAGGCAGUCACUCCUCGUACACCAAGUUCGACUGCAACCACACCUACAGCUUUUAAUAGCACCCCUUCCUCCUACCCUCCUUGGGUAGAGCUCCCUUAUCUUGUUCUAUUGUGCAUUUUCGACAAAGUGGCUGCACCGAUCCGUGAUCCUUCAUCCCGCCGAGAAGAUGUCUCCGAAGCCGUUAGCACCCUGUUAUCGGCUUCACGAACUUGCACUCCCUUCGCGGAACCUGCUUUAGCAGCCCUUUACAGAUGUCCUCCGUUUUACCAUCAGUGGCGCUACACCAAGGAUCCCUUCACGUCCAUGAACCAAUUUAUCACCACUCUGAACAUGGAUCCUGCCGAUACGAAGAUUAAGUACCGACCCAAGAUCGAGACUCUGUUGAUAGAAGUAGGCUCAGCUUUAGCCCCGAAGUACCAGACAAACUAUCUUGGCCUGCAGAAUGCGAUCCCGCUUCUUAAAAGUCUAUCCCGUGUAGACUUAUACCACGUAUCUGACGAGCCGCCCUAUCGUAGUCUGGAUGAGACCGUCCGAUUUAAGUGUAAUGCGAACGACACACUCAAAAUGCUGGCCGGCAGUGAGCAACACGAAGUUAGGCCUAGGGAACUGAAGAGUUGGCGUUGGAAUUCUCGCCUGACUGAUGACACAUUAUCUCUUGAAAAAUUAGAAGAAUUCCAUCUACACCCCAGUUUUGCCAGCCUCCAGAAGGUGGCCUUCGUCAACUAUCAGAUUGCUUCUUGGGGUCUACCGAUGAAAGCUCAGCUCACGGAGGAGAUGGAAAGAAAAAAUUAUCUCAAGAUGGUCCAACUUUCUGCCUGCAUAUCUGCUUUACCAAACCUGCAACAUCUCAUCUUAGAAUCCAGCACGCUAGUAACCGGCUCACUACUGAAUCGACUUCCAGUCACACUCCAACAUCUUGAACUCAUCAAUUGCUGGGAGGUGGUGGCUGAUGAUCUUGCCAGUUUCCUACUGACUCAUGGUCACCAUUUGCGAAGUCUCACAAUCAACCAUUGCCAGUCGUUGAGUCUAGCUUUUCUUCCUAUCCUACAGUCGGCCUGUCCGAAAUUAGAGUGCCUUUACAUGGAUCUAUCGUAUUUCCGACAUCAUGAGCACUACGCCGACAACAAACCGGAAUAUGAUACACUUCUUGAGGAGCACCAAGUGCCGGCAUGGCCCGCUUCGAUACAAUCCAUCGAAAUUCUACACAUGCGAAAGUGGGACUUCAAAGCAGCAGAGAUGUUUUUCGGAUCCUUGGUGCAGAGUGCUCCGAACCUUCCCAACCUUCGGCGCAUUGCGUUCAGGGUUGCACUGGACAUAGGCUGGCGCCAGCGCCAAGAACUUCGGGAAUUCUGGGUCGAGAAGAUGGUGGGAGUUUUCAAACGAAAGAUAAAGUCUGCCAAAGACAUGAAAGUGCUUAGCCUGCCUCCGACCAAAUCCGACGGGCAAGAUGAGAAGGAAUUUAAGAAUACGAAGGCUUUGUCCACGCCGAAGCGACGAAGCACUCGAAUAGCGAACAUCACACCAACACCUACUUCAUCGGAAGGCGAGAUGGGUUAUCUUAGUAAGGCUCAACUUGCGAGAGCCUCAGCUAUUAGCAAAGAGCUCCAGCGACUUAGAGGGAGCGGACUACUCCUCAAGGAGCGUCUACUUAGGGAACAGGACGCCGACGAUGAGGAUAGCGAAGAUGAACUCGCCGCUGACCAUUCUGAUCAAAGUGGAUUGAAUCGCAAAGUCAGAAAGGUCUCGAAACAUGUGCCAAAUGACGAUGAAUUUAUUCAUGGCAUGUGCGACGUAGUAGAUAUCCAAGUUGAUAAUCAUCGGCCUACGGAACGACACUUUGAUAUGGAAGAUUUCUUGGACUCUGAGGACGAAUCAGAUGAAGAAUGGGACGGUGGGGACGCGGACGUCUUCGAUUAA